Messenger RNA from Cebus imitator (Panamanian white-faced capuchin), 2315 nucleotides. It is a transcript of the gene WDR93, whose product is annotated as WD repeat domain 93. Gene Ontology annotation, molecular function: protein binding. Gene Ontology annotation, biological process: electron transport chain. The record is from RefSeq and is a predicted model, not a curated record. Lineage: Eukaryota; Metazoa; Chordata; Mammalia; Primates; Cebidae. The coding region runs from base 111 to 2234 and encodes 707 amino acids. The transcript is spliced from 17 exons.
CACUGCGCGGACUUCCGGUUUUGGCCGGAAGUUGUGGUUACUAAGGCGACGCAACGCCGCCGGGCCAGCUUCAUAGAGUUUCAUAGAGGUUCCCAGUGCCACCUUCUGUGAUGUCAUUCCUCAGAGGAGGUCAGAUUCAGAAGAUAAGGCUGCCCAUUGGUACACGAAAGGGACCAUUGGAGGUGCCACUCCCAACAGAGAAGGACUGGCCUAAGGAUGACGAAGAGGACCAUGUCCUUGUGGAUCCAGAUGAGGAGGUGGAUUCCCUGCCUCAGCCUUACCGAAUGAUUAACAAGCUGGUGGACCUUCUGUUUGACCAGGCCUGGGUAAUCAUUGAAGAGAGGAACGUGCUGAGGGAAGCUGAGAGCAGCCAGAUCCAGCUCACCGUCUACCCUCCACUUGGGGAAAUCCAGCUCAACAAAAUGCCAACCUGUAUGGCUGUUUCCCAAGACUAUGUGUUUAUUGGAGGAGCCAAAGGGUUCUCAAUUUACAAUCUGUACAAUGCUAAACGAAUAUACGCGUGGGAGAAGCUUAAAGUUGAUGUCACUUCCAUCUGGGCCACAGAUUUGGGGAAUGAAAUACUUAUUGCUCCCCUGGAUGAAACGGGUAUCAUUAGACUCUUUUAUUUUUAUAAGGAUGGUCUUUACCUAGUCAAAGUCAUCAAUGAAGGGGAUGAUACCAGCAAGCAAACUACCUGUAUAAAGAUGGAGAUCUCUCAAGGAGGGGACUUUGUAGCCUUCCUCCUACAAGGAGCCGGAGACGUUUGGCUGGAUGUGUAUAAAUUGCCCAAGGAGACUUGGCUCAAGGAAGUAGAGCACCCCCAACUCACUUCAAAUCCAAAGAAAAAAGUCAGACAGCUGCAACUGAAUACCCUUGGUCCCACUUCUGCAGAUCAUUUAGAGAUGGAUAUAAAUGUUUGUUUUAAAGGAGACAUUAAAUUGACUCUUCCGGUUUACACAAUGAAAAUCAAACCACCUAAACCUGUUACAGGCACCACAUUCAAAAGCCCCCUGGAAGUCUUUGCAAAGAUAGAGGACUGCUAUGGCCUGGGCUCCGGGCAGAAUCACUUCAUCAAGGACAGUCAGUGGGAGCGGCAGGCUGAGAUCUUCAACGCUUCCUACAGGAAGUGCCUAGAUGGGGAGUGGGAGGAGGAGCCACUCAGUACGGCCACCUUCUAUUUCCUUCUUCCUAGCUGCCUGUUUGCAAUGCCCACGGAAGUCAAGGGCCCCUCAGGAAUGGCCUGUGUCCUUGGUGUACACUGGAGCAGAAGUCACAAUUUCUUCCUGUAUUCACUAAACCGAACUCUAAAGGAUAAAGCUGACCCCGAGGGCGUGUGGCCCUGUGCUGCACCCAUUGUAGCCUCUCAGCUCAGCUGCUCUUCCUCCUACCUGGUGCUGGCCUGCGAGGAUGGCGUGCUCACGCUGUGGGACCUGGCCAAGGGAUUCCCUCUUGGGGUCGCUGCUCUUCCUCAGGGAUGUUUCUGUCAAAGCAUUCACUUCCUAAGGUAUUUCUUAGUCCACAAAGGACAGAAUAUGUACCCUGAAGAUCCAGUGAAAUCCCAAAUGAAAUGUGUGGUGCUGUGCACAGACGCCUCCCUCCAUCUGGUGGAGGCCAGCAGGACCCAAGGACCCACCGUCAGUGUGCUUGUUGAGAGGCCUGUGAAGCACCUGGAAAAAACCAUCUGUGCAGUGGCCCCAGUCCCAGCCUUACCUGGCAUGGUGCUCAUCUUUUCCAAGAAUGGCUCCGUGUGCCUUAUGGAUGUAGCUAAGCCUGAAACCAUCUGUGCCUUUGCCCCCCCAGGAGGCUUUCCUCCGGAGGCCCCCUGGGAGCCAGUGUUCGUCGUGUCUCGACACCAUCCAUGUUUCCUGCUCCGAGGAGACUAUUCACAAGACACUGAGUCCACCGACGAUGCUGAGAUCCAGUAUUCUGUUUUCUAUUUUAAUUUUGAGGCCUGCCCAUUCCUGGAAAAUAUCUCAAAAAAUUGCACCAUUCCUCAAAGGGACUUGGAUGACAUGGCCUUCCCCCAGGCACUGCCGUUGGAGAAAAGAUGUGAGCGUUUCCUCCAGAACAGCUAUCGGAAACUGGAGAAGAACCCGGAGAAAGAGCAGGAGCACUGGACCCGGCUCCGGAGGUACUCCUGCUUGCUCCAGAGAGAGAACUUCAAGAAGGAAGCUGCCACCACCCUGGGCUCUGAAAAGGUUUCAGUCACUGGGCAGCCGCUCCCAGGACACUGAGGCCAAGAGGAAUGAGACAGAGCCACAGCUGCACAGGCCUGCACUCGGAGCCUGGGGCCUCCGCAGGGCCGGCAAGGGGAA